GCGACUUUGAGCGUCAUCGCGGGCGCGACGCCGCGAGAGACAGUUUGGGGUCGUCUUUCGUGGAGGUGCGGAGGCGGACCGGCCGGGAAGAUGCCAGUGGCGGUGAUGGCGGAAAGUACCUUCAGUUUUAGAAAGUUGCUCGAUCAGUGCGAGAACCAGGAGCUCGAGGCUCCGGGAGGAAUUGCUACACCCCCAGUGUAUGGUCAGCUUCUAGCUUUAUAUCUGCUGCAUAAUGACAUGAAUAAUGCAAGAUACCUUUGGAAAAGAAUCCCACCUGCUGUAAAAUCUGCAAAUUCUGAACUUGGGGGAAUUUGGUCAGUAGGACAAAGAAUCUGGCAGAGAGAUUUCCCUGGGGUCUACACAACCAUCAACGCUCACCAGUGGUCUGAGACAGUCCAGCCCAUCAUGGAAGCACUUAGAGAUGCAACGAGGAGACGCGCGUUCGCCCUGGUCUCCCAAGCCUACACCUCCAUCAUCGCCGAUGACUUCGCAGCCUUUGUUGGACUUCCGGUGGAAGAGGCCGUGAAAGGAAUAUUAGAACAAGGAUGGCAAGCCGACUCCACCACAAGAAUGGUUAUGCCCAAAAAGCCAGUUGCAGGGGCGCUGGAUGUUUCCUUUAGCAGGUUUAUUCCCUUAUCAGAGCCUGCCCCCGUCCCACCAAUCCCCAACGAACAGCAGCUAGCCAGACUGACCGACUACGUGGCUUUCCUCGAAAACUGAUUGGCCGUUCUGCGUUCAAGGCCCGCCUUCAGAAUCCUGUAGACCGACAGAUAGAAAAAUGUAAAACUUUUAUUUUCAAUUUAUUGGAUGGAUUCAGUACCUCAGCAUUCCUACCGAGUCUGUGAUAAAAUACAUGUAAAAGGAUUAUAUAUAUUUUGUCCCUAAACAUUAUGCUGAAUAGUCGUCAAAACAAUCCUCAGUGUGAAAUAUUUGACAGUUUGGAUGGAGCCGGUCAGUAUUACGCGGUCAGUUUAUAUUUGCUGGCGACUCGUGAGCUCGGGGUCCCCCGCCUCGCGCAGACAGCAGCCGUCACCGGGUUUUCCUGCCCCGACACGUGCCCACUUCCAGCUGCACCGUCGCCGGUAGUUGCAGUGAUUGAUUUGGGGUUUCAGGACGGCCGUGCCAGGGGCGCUAUGGGAAUUAGUGAGGAUUCUGAUACACCCUCUUCAGAAAGUAUGUUCUGUUCUCAUGCCUGCAAAUCGCUCAUACUUGCUGAGAUACAGCUGAGGAACAAAAAGGCCGUUUGCUCAGGAGGCCAGGGCUUAGCUUCCUGAUGGUGGGAGUGCAUCCGUUGCUGCAGUGCACGGCUUGCCGUGAAAACGCAACUUAUUUAAGACAUUCGUGAGAAGUAUUAAGGUGUAGUAUUUCCUUUUGGAAGAAAGGAAAUAUUAAGGGUGGAAUGCAUUUCAUUGGGAAAGAAGCCAUUAACAUAAGUGAUACACUUGGUGCAACUAUCCUGCAGCCUGUUGUUUGCUUCUAUUUAUCCCUUGGUUCAAGUUUUGGAGAAAUACUGAACAAGUCUCUCCUUUUUUGUGUGACAGCCCUCUAAAUCUUUAAAGUUGUUUAUUGUAUCUUCAAGUUGAAACACCCCCUAGUUCACUUAUUCUUUUGUUCAAUAAAUAUUUAAUUGAAUUCUUCAA
Molecule: messenger RNA, 1640 nt
Organism: Manis javanica (Malayan pangolin)
Lineage: Eukaryota; Metazoa; Chordata; Mammalia; Pholidota; Manidae
Gene: COPS8
Product: COP9 signalosome subunit 8
Biological process (GO): protein deneddylation; COP9 signalosome assembly
Cellular component (GO): COP9 signalosome
Source: RefSeq, a predicted model, not a curated record